Messenger RNA from Parasteatoda tepidariorum (common house spider), 1611 nucleotides. Its product is annotated as meteorin-like protein. The record is from RefSeq and is a predicted model, not a curated record. Gene Ontology annotation, molecular function: hormone activity. NCBI's taxonomy places the organism in Eukaryota, Metazoa, Arthropoda, Arachnida, Araneae, Theridiidae.
UGCCUCUUCCCUCUAUUUCCCGUAUUACAACAGAGUGAGUUAUAGUAGUAAGGCAAGCUUAGUUUUUCUUGAGUGGUUCUGUGCUUCUCGUAUGUUAUCCCCUCUCUUGCAAAUUAUUAUUCUAUCAGUGCACGUGUUCGAUUGAUAGGAAUCUAAGCUGAUUAAUUUAUUCGCCGUUCCUUGUGACCUGUUGUCAACGGAUUAUUUAGAGAAAAGAUAUUUAUGUUUAUAUUUUUGUGAAAAGAACGAACGGAUUCGGAAAGUUUUUGCGGUGCUCAACCUGUUUGAUGCAAUGAGAGAAGAAUUAAUAUUGGAAAUAUGUGCUCUUAGGUCAGACUGAGGAAAUGUUAUUCUCUGUGUUCUCGUCUUUUUUUAUUACUAUUUUUCUGAUCCUUCACAAAACUAAAGGAGUAUGCGGGCAAUAUUCCGACACCUGUGAUUGGGUUGGAAGUGGUCUCCUACAAGAAAGUUCUCAAGGAGUACACCCUAUAUACCUUCGUUGUACGCAAGGACAUAUCAAGUGGCAUUACCCUAGAGGGGCUCUGAGGGCCCUGCUGAGGCCACCUCUCUCGGGCUUUCAGGGCUGCAUACGAAUUGCGGCCAACUCUACCGGAGCCAGACUCUAUCUGGAAGGGGAGACUAGGCUGUUUCUCCUUUACAAGGCCGGUGACGGUAAGCCAGAAGGACUCCAUAGGUGCUUUACGUCUAGAAGAGGUCAAGUUGCUCUGUAUAUCGAAGCAGACCCUCCUUUGGACAUUCUGAGGAAAGAUACCGUUGAGUUCAGCUACGACCUGGUACAACAAAAUAAUCUGUCAGACGACAUGGAAGAAUGUCGACCAUGUUCAGAUGAAGAAAUUCUCAGAGCUUAUUGUUCGAGUGAUUUCGUUGUUCAAGGCACUGUGUCCACUUUAUCACACAACUCAUCCACCCAAACAUCAGUUCUGUCAGUACGUGCCACCAACAUCAAAAGACACACACGCAAUAAAUCUUGGGCCAAAGCAAAAUAUGUGACUUUGUACAGGCCCUUGAAAUGUGGGACAAAAUCAGGCAUGGGAGAAUUCCUGUUCCUUGGACGCUGGAGGCUCGGGCAGCCAUUUGUUCAUUGUGCCCCGAGACUCUCACAUUGGAAGGAAAUAAGACGAAAAGCAAUAUCGACACAAACCAAUCAGUGCCAACUUGAUUAAUUCUCAAUCGUAUCUGAGCACAGAGAAUUUGAAGCCAAAUUGUAUGUUACUAACGUAUUAUAUGUCGUUUUUCCAAAAAGUUUUUCAUUGAUAUCGCAAAGAUUUACCAAAGACAGUUGUAAAAAUUCCAUUAUUCGAGGUGAUUUGGCUUAUUCGAUUAUACUAAAGCUAAGGCUGUUUUUCAAAGGCUCUGUCGUGUUAUAAAAUAGCACUUUUUAGCAAAUAAUAUUCUUUUUUUCUUUUAGUUUCUUAGAGUUAUUCUUCACUGUUAGGUAAAGUUGUGAAUUUAUGAAAAUUGGACAAAAUAUAUGGAAAAAAAGUCACAGUUUUCUGCAGAUGAAAAGCGUUUGAGAUCAAUAUUUUGAAUUAUUUGAAAAUUAUUCAUCGAUUUUAAUAGUGGAAAAGUCUUGCCAAAUUGGCGAUUUUU